GUUUACCCAUAUGGUGGAUUAACUUUGUCGCCGUUUUAACACUUACUGUGCUGCUUCAUCAAUUCAUACAACAUGGUUGCAACUGAAUUUCUUGGUUAUGUUCAAUCAUUUUCUGUAUGUAACUAUGUUGGAUUUGAGGAUUUAGCUGAUCGAGCAAAUUUUCAAUGGAAUGUUAUUAUCUUACUUUUGUGUAUGAUAUUGGUAACAUUAAGACAGUAUUUUAUGACUCCAUUGGUGUGUUAUUUGCCAACAACAGUCAGUGGAGUGAAUGCAGAUUCGUAUAUCACCAAUUUAUGCUGGAUUGAAGGCACAUUUCCUAUUAAUCUUACAUCUGGAAUUGUACCUCAUAAAUUACAAGACUGGGAGGCGCUUCGACCUCAACAAAUGAAUUACUAUCAAUGGGUACCAUUAGUACUUGGCUUACAGGCUAUCUUGUAUUAUUUACCACGCAUAAUUUGGAGUAUAUUUACAUACAAUCGCACUGGAACUGAUUUACAAAAUUUAAUACAUCAAGCCAACUUAAUUACAAAAGAAGAUGGUGAAAAAAGGCAAAAAAUGGUCCAACAUAUUUCUAAAACACUGGAAUUAUUAUUAUUUAGUCGUCGUGAAUACCGUAGUGGUGACAGUUUAGGUGCUUCAUUUCGACGUUCAAUGGCUUUUAUGCCUGGUAAACAUCAUGGGAACAACUUAGUCUAUGCAUAUUUGGCAGUCAAAGUUUUAUACUCCGUCGUUGGAUUUUGUCAGUUGUAUAUGAUGUACGUUUUCUUACGUUUUGAUUCACGUGAAGGCUAUUGGUUAUUUGGUCUGCGUGUUCUCUCUGAUAUUAUACAUGGAAAACAAUGGUCAGAGACACAAGUAUUCCCUCGAGUUGGAAUGUGUAGACAUACACUUCAACAUGUUGGCGCUAGUAAUAUACUAUUUGCUCAAUGUGUUCUACCAAUCAACAUGUUGAAUGAGAAAAUUUACAUAUUCUUAUUCUUCUUUCUUGGUUCAGUCAUGGUGUUGACUAUGCUAAGUAUACCACUUUGGUUGUAUCGUAUGGGACUGAAAAAGCGUCAGCGACACUUUGUACGAAGAUUUUUAAAAAUUGCCGAUGUUUAUGACCGUGAUGAUCCAAAAAUAUCUCUUCUUAUAGAUCGAUUUAUGGCUGAAUUUUUGAGACAAGAUGGACAUUUUAUCCUACGUAUGCUGUCUAUGAAUGCUGGAGAUUUAGUGACUGUAGAGAUUGUUUGUAAUUUGUUUGCAGAUUACAAGAAACGUUUUAUUGGGAUCGAUUUCCGUGGUCCACCUAUCAAACCUAAAUCGCAUAAAUACCAUGAUUAUGAUGGUUAUUUGUCACAUCAUCCACAUGAUAUUCCAAAUGAUCUAUCAAGAUCGAAUAAUAUCGAUAGAAGUCAUAGCGGAUUCAUGAGUUUACGAUUGGAAGAGGGAGGUAUGGCAAAUUUACGUCAGCGUCCAGUUCCAUCUGCCCCACUAGUAUCAGAAAAUAUUGUCCCACCAGCGUAUCAGUAUCCAGCGGGAAUGAAAGAUGGAGAGAUCUAUCCAAUAAGUGUGGUACGUAAUAUGCCACGUGAUGGUUCUGUUGAACCGAUCAAUAAUGUCACUAAUGCCAAUCAAUAUACUCCAAGAAAACUCGAUGACAAUAUGAUUGUCAAUGAGAAAGAACAGACGAAGAAAGUUCCUCAUUGUGUUCCGAGUGAAGUAUGAUGAUGGUUUUUGUCUUCAUUCAUUGACGAGAAGAAAGACACCAGUCGUGUAAAGUCAACCCCUCCCCCCUAUCCAUCUACGUUUCUUUUUCCUUUCUCUACAAUGUUCACAUUUAAAUCGUUAUGUUUAUAUGUGCAUGUAAUCUAGGCUUUUGUGUUGUAUUUUGUGUCUAAGACAAACAAAUUAUCGAUCUCUUUGUUCUCAAUAAUAGUUUCUUUUCUGUGUAUGGAUUUAUUUAUCUAACCAUGGAAUAAUGUUGGACUAUUCCAAGUGAAAUACUGGAUAGUACACAAUCUGUGUCAUAUGUCACCAUCGCUAGUAGUAUCACUACCAUUACUACUACCACUACUACUACUACUACUUAUGUAACCACCACUACUUGUACAAUUACUAUCGAUGUUAAUGAGUGAAUUGGCGUUUCCCUCUUCGUUAUAUAUUCAAGAAUAUGUCUCCAAUUACAGUGCAAAAUACUAAAACUGACCAACUUAUGAUGAUGAUACUAAUAAUAAUAAUAAUAAUAAUAAUAAUAAUAAUAAUAAUAAUAAUAAUAAUAUUAAU
This is a messenger RNA of Heterobilharzia americana, 2265 nucleotides long. Lineage: Eukaryota; Metazoa; Platyhelminthes; Trematoda; Strigeidida; Schistosomatidae. The record is from the annotation of a GenBank genome assembly.